Molecule: messenger RNA, 1080 nt
Organism: Anisakis simplex (herring worm)
Lineage: Eukaryota; Metazoa; Nematoda; Chromadorea; Rhabditida; Anisakidae
Source: the annotation of a GenBank genome assembly
GUGACAAUGUCUGAUGCGACAUCAUCAUUCAACGAUACAACAUCAAUGCACAAAAGUAUACUGUUCGUAUGUCUAGGUAAUAUUUGCCGUUCGCCAAUGGCCGAAGCGAUUUUUGCAAAUAUGAUAAAAAAUAGAGGAUUACUCGAUAAAUGGAGAGUUGAAAGUGCUGCAGUGAUUGAUUAUCAUGUAGGUAGACAACCAGAUAAAAGAACACUUGAAACACUCCAAAAAUUUGGUAUCAACGACUACAAACACAAAGCACGACAGGUCGCUUACUCAUAUAAUGGAUACGUUGUCUUGCACACGAAUAUUUUAGAUGAAAACUUAAUCCAAGAAUAUCUAUUUUCGAAUAUUGUUACAACAGAGGAUUUCCGCAAUUUCGAUUUCAUUAUGGGUAUGGACGAGCAUAACAUUGUAGAUUUGAAAGAGAUCGAAAAAUUAGCCGGAAAUGGUAAAGCUUCAGUGGAAAUGUUUGGUAUUUAUGACCCCAACGGUGCAAAUGAAAUACCAGAUCCUUAUUACGAAAAGGGUGUUGGAGCUUUUGAAAAGGUUAAUUUGAUGUGUUUUCAUUUCGUUGUCAUCAAAUAUAGCACUUUGUAUGAGGAACUCCCGGAUAUUAAUUAUUUGAAGUUACUGAUGAAGUAUUUGAACAAUUGUCACGGUGCUGCACAACAUUUCUGGACAAAACUAACUAAUUGGAUAUUGUUAUUGAUCAAGAAGAUGCCUGCAAUGGAUGUGCGCGUAAUGUAUUUGAUACUUCGUUCGGAUCUGAUCAGCCUCUUCAAAUGGCCAUUAGGUGCUGUCGUUACGCAAGGUGCACAUGCGGCCACGGCUUGUAUUUGGGCGUUUAAAGACGAUAGCGAUGUUGUUGAGUACAUGAAAGACACUGAUCAUAUGCGUAAAAUCACUCUCCAAGUCAAAGAUGAGAGUGAAUUGAAAUCAAUCGCGACAGUGCUGCAAGAAAAUGACAUCGACCAUCGAAUAUGGAUUGAGGACGAUAUGCCAGUAUGUAUCGCCGUUAAGCCUCUACCAAAAAAUAUUGUUCAAAAGCACUUAAAGCAUCUCCAACUUUUCUCAUAA